Molecule: messenger RNA, 1919 nt
Organism: Eutrema salsugineum
Lineage: Eukaryota; Viridiplantae; Streptophyta; Magnoliopsida; Brassicales; Brassicaceae
Product: COP1-interactive protein 1
Exons: 3
Coding region: 195-1919 (574 amino acids)
Source: RefSeq, a predicted model, not a curated record
UCUCUUUUUUAUUCAAAAAACAAAAUUAGAUCAAAUUCUGGAUUCAGUUUUCCCAGGACUGCGGAGAAAGGACUAUUCAAUUUUCACAUUUACCUGGAUGAUUCUUGAUCGUGCUGGUUUUCGUUCCGAUCGGUAAGCUCUAUUUGCAGAGGCAAGAACAAACAUCGUGAGAAUUGGAUUCACAUUUCUUGGAAAUGGAGCGAGCAAAGACAGAAGUGGAGAAGAAAGUGUCAAGACUUCUAAAAUUCAUCCAAAACAAAAACAGGAUUCCAAAGGAUUCGAAAAGAGACCUUCUAGCGAUUGCCACCGAUCUACAAGCGCAGUGUCAAACUCUUUAUUCUACAAUUGAUGAUUUUCAACAAGAUUUGGAUCCUACAAGUGUUGUUGAAGAAGGAUGCGAAAUCGAUGUGCUUAAGAGCAAGCUUGAAGCAUUGAGGAAUGAGGCUGAAGAGAAAGAACGAGAACUGACUUUGCGCGUGAAGGAGCUAGAGCGAGAGCUAGGAGACGCGAAAGCCGAGUGUGAUCGAAAGAGAGACUUAGAAGAAGAGAUUGCGAUGAAAGCUAGCGAAAGUAAGCAAUUAGGAGAGAAGAACAAAGGGCUUAGAUCACAGAUCUCUGGUUUGGAAUUGGUUUUGAAAGAGAAAGGAGAUGAGAUAUCAACACUUGUGAACAAGUUUGGGAACAGUGAGUUAGGUUUAACAUCUAGGAUCGAAGAUUUGAAGUGCCAGUUGAGAAAUUUGGAGCAAGAGAUUGGUUUCCUUCGUGCAAGAAACGCAGAAUUGUCUGCAAGCUUUGAAGUUAAGAGAGCCGAGGAGAAGAAACGUGUUGAGAGGUUGAUGGAUCAGGUAAUUGGCAUGAAACAUGAGCUUGAAUCAUUGCGGAACCAGAAAGAUGAAGCUGAAAGAAGAAACAGAGGAACAGAGGAACAGAGGAAGAAAUUGAAUGAGGAGAUUGACCAUCUUAGAGGAGAAAAUCAGAAGCUGCAUACAAGAAUCGCAGAGCUCGAUUCAUUGCAUAUGGAGAUAGAGACGAAGAAUGCUAAUGAACUCGAUGAUGAAAGCAAGAAACUGAACAUUCAAGUUUAUGAUCAGAAGAAAGUGGUCAAGGAACAAGAUGAUAUCAUUCGCAGGUUAUCAGCAAAAAUCAAGGAUCAGCAGAAACUUCUCAAAGAACAAAAAGAUACCAUUGACAAGUUCUCUGAGGAUCUCAAGCAAUCGAAACGUUGGUCUUCUGGUUCGGGCCGGGAUUCGAAACUGAAUCCAAAUACCCUAGAGAAGAAAAUGGAGGAAUUAGCCGAAGAUUUCCGGAUGAAGAUAGAAGAUCACAUUAGGAUACUGUACAGGAGGAUCCACGUAGCUGAACAGAUACACUUAGAGAGCAAGAAGGAGUAUAUCAAAACACGAGAGGUAGCUCAAGAAAACAGAGAAAAUAGAGAAAGUUUGAUCUUUUUCGAAACCCAUUUCAAGAAAAUCAAAGACGUUUGGGAAAACGGGUACGCGAGAUCGAUGAAGAAGCUAGAAGAAGCAGAGGAGCACACGAACAGAGUUGCAAGAUUAGCAAAAGAGAUUGAUUCAGCAAAGAUUUGGGUAAGUGAGAAGAAGAACGAGCUAGAAACUGUAGCCGCAAAGGUAGAAUGCAGAGAGGCUCAAGAAUCUUUGUUGAAAGAGAAGCUAUCAAAGCUAGAGAAGAAGCUUGCGGAAGAAGGAACAGAGAAGCUGAGUUUAGCAAAGGUUUUGAGCAAAUUUGAAGUGAGAAUCAAAGAGCUUGAGAUCAAUGCCAAGGGACGAGAAGUUGAAUUGUUGAGCUUAGGGGAAGAGAAGAGAGAAGCCAUAAGACAACUCUGUGUUCUUGUGGAUUACCAUCGAGAUCGAUACGAUGAACUCAAGAAAUCAAUCGUAAAGUUAUAUCAAGAAACCUAA